This is a messenger RNA of Eruca vesicaria subsp. sativa (arugula), 228 nucleotides long. Lineage: Eukaryota; Viridiplantae; Streptophyta; Magnoliopsida; Brassicales; Brassicaceae. The record is from the annotation of a GenBank genome assembly.
AUGGCAGCAAGAAGUUCUUUGAUGCGCUUUGCCUUCGUCUGCAUUGUCUUGGCCGUGUUGGUCAUGACUGCUGAGUCGCACAACAGAGUCAGCCAUGGUCCGGCUAAGUCUCCAUCGUCCCAUGAUCCCAAGGCUCAUGCUCCGGCACCAAGUGCUGCCACUUUCUCUGCCUAUCCAGCUCAGCUCAUCGCCACCGCAUUGGUCGGUGCCUUGUCUUUCGUCUUCUAA